Messenger RNA from Vidua macroura (Pin-tailed whydah), 1106 nucleotides. It is a transcript of the gene SPACA6, whose product is annotated as sperm acrosome associated 6. Gene Ontology annotation, biological process: fusion of sperm to egg plasma membrane involved in single fertilization. Lineage: Eukaryota; Metazoa; Chordata; Aves; Passeriformes; Viduidae. The transcript has 9 exons. Bases 9 to 1004 code for a protein of 331 amino acids. The record is from RefSeq and is a predicted model, not a curated record.
UUGGGGUCAUGGCGUGGUGGGUUUUGGCCCUGAUGUUGGUAUUAGUCCCCUGGCAUCCUAGAAACCCUGGCUUGUGGCUGUGGGUCCUGAUGUCCUGCCUCCCUGAGGUUAACCCCUGCCUGCUCUGCUUUGGGCCCCCCAUUCAGCGGGCACGGCUUUGCCAUGACAUUACUGGGGCCUUUGUCAACCAAUUCAGACAUAAAAAAUGCCUUGAGGCCCUUGUUGAGGCUGCUAAAUCACUUGCUUCCGUCACUGUAGGGUCAGGACAGCGUGAGGAACUUCGGGAGAUCGUCAUGGAUGCGAUGUAUUCUAUAGAGGAUCAAAGGGGCAAGAAGCCCCUGAAAAAGUCUCUGCAGGAAGCUGUCAACACAAUCUGGGCGAAGCUGAGCCAGUUGGGGAAAGUUCCAGCCUGCAUCCCACCCUGUGGAUUCCAGCCAGCUGCCCGUGUCUUCCAGUGUGCUACCUGCCGCUUCGUGGACUGUCAGUUUGCCCUGGACUGCCCAGUGCAGGACCUGUGGACCUACACAGAUGAAACCAUUGUGCUGCGCUGCAGCGUGCCUUUCCACAUCCCCACCGGCCUGCCCGUCACCUGGAUGUUUGCCCCGAAUCUGCGCACACAGGACAUGACACUGUUCAAGGAGCUGAAGGGGAAUCCAGAGAAGCCCUUCAGUCUGACCAUUGAGGAACCCGCUCCAGGAACCGUUGCCUGUCGCCUCGGGGAACAUUCCAAGCCCAUUGCCCGCAAGUUCUUCUACCUCAACGUAUCAGAGGGAAGCAUAGAGGAAGAGAAAGGACUCGAGGCUGCCUUCAGCACUGUGCUGCACUGGGAUGACAAGACCCCCCUGACCCACAUACCAACCGUGGGGCUGGCUGUGGGUUUUGGCUCCAUGGCAUUCGUUCUGCUGCUGAUGGCCAGCUGGCAAUGCCUCUGUGUCCGUCAGACAUGCCGCAGACGUGGACAUCAGCGUGCCCGAGAGGAUUCCAGAUGCCUGGAUUCACUCUAGGGGACUUUAGCACAUGGAUCCACCCCAGAGGACCAAAAUUUCUGCAAUUGCUUUUCUUGUGCUAGUCUUAAAACAGAAAUACAGAGUUCUGAAAAUCUUGAU